AUGGAAAGAAAUACAAAGGACUCAAUCAAGCCCACUUGGCGGCAGAAAGAUCACCCAGAGUGGACUAUUCAUCACUGGGUUUACGACAUCUUCGACAUUCACCCGGUCGAACUUGACAAGGCCGUGCCCGUGCACCCAAAGACAGACAAGGUGUCAUAUCUAAACGACUGGUAUCAGCGUCGUUGGAUUCUCGCCCACGCCUUUAUUCCCAUCGCACUGCACCACCUAUACGUCGUAUGCAGGACUUUGUACAGCGCCGCGUUCAAUCUCAGCGCCAUCCGCGAACUUCAUCUAUUGCGCGCAUUGGGACACAGGGUCGGUUUCGUCGACGGUGAUGUACACGGGCGCGAUGGCGUGCCAGACGUCAGCGUCAGCAAAGUCCUCUACUCCCUAGUCCUCACAUCAUUCGUCAGACCAGCCUUCACCGUCUACAUCAGCUAUAUCACUCGCAACCCACCGGCAUCCAUGGCGUUUCUCUGGCUUCCGUUCGAGGCGAGCUGCUACGGAAUUCUUCUCGACUUCUUCUUUUACUGCUACCACCGGCUGAUGCACGACGUUGAAGGGCGCUGGAAGUUCCAUUGCACGCAUCACCUGACCAAGCACCCUAACCCGCUGUUAUCGCUGUACGCCGACACUAAGCAAGAGAUUUUUGAUAUUGCUGGAGUCCCUCAAUCACUCAUUUCGCUAUGA
Molecule: messenger RNA, 690 nt
Organism: Metarhizium acridum CQMa 102
Lineage: Eukaryota; Fungi; Ascomycota; Sordariomycetes; Hypocreales; Clavicipitaceae
Biological process (GO): lipid biosynthetic process
Molecular function (GO): oxidoreductase activity; iron ion binding
Source: RefSeq, a predicted model, not a curated record